Molecule: messenger RNA, 918 nt
Organism: Salvia hispanica
Lineage: Eukaryota; Viridiplantae; Streptophyta; Magnoliopsida; Lamiales; Lamiaceae
Source: RefSeq, a predicted model, not a curated record
AUGACCGACAACUACCACCCAAUGAACUCCGUCGAGAUGAACAUAGGUUCGCAAGGCAGCAGUGGCCUAGGGCGUGGUCCAAGGCCCCGGGUUGAUCGCACGAGAAGAAGUUGUACUGCUCGCGAAGAAGAAAUACUUAUGUCCAUUCUGAAGGAUCUUGUCGCACAUGGCUGGAAAUGUGACAAUGGGUUUCGCGGGGGAUAUCUGCAGAGGAUUGAAGAGGCUCUGAGUCGGGAGUUCCCAAGAUGCGGGUUGAGGGUUGCUCCUCAUAUGAAUUCAAAGCUUGGUCAGUGGAAGAAGAGUUACUCGUCUCUGAGUGCGAUACUUGGACGAAGUGGUGUGGGUUUAAACUUGAAUAGAGAUUUCAAAAUUGAUUGUGACGACGACCAAUGGGAGCAGAUUGUUAAGCGUGAUCCCAAUGCACGCGGUAUGCGACAACGGGCAUGGCCUCUGUGGGAUGAUUGGAAGGUGUUGUUUGGAAAAGAUCGGGCUGUUGGGACUGUUGCAAAAGACACAUUUGAUGCACACGCCAAUUAUGCUGGGCGAACACAAUCCUAUCAGCAAGAUGUCCAGCUGGAAUCCCCUGUUGAUGCUGGUGACUAUUCAACAGCCAACCCGAGCCCUCAACAGAGACCGGUUGCCACCCCGGAUGAAAGCACCGACCAGAGCAUAGAUGACACCAAUGACCGGCUUGACAAACUGACCAAUCAGAUUGGGUUUGAGUUCGAUAUUAGCGAAGCACGCAAGGAAGUUAUCGACAUUCUGAGUGGUAUACCGGAGCUGACGCUUGUGCAGCAAAUUGAUGCCUCCGAGAUCAUCAUCAAUAAGGUGGAGCGUGUUGAGUUGUUCAUGCGCCUUUAUGAGGCAUCGCGUCUUACAUACGUGAUGCGUAUGCUGGAGAAGCACAACCACUUUUGA